UAAGAAACGAGAGUCUGAAAAAAACGAGAAAUCAAAACAAAGCAGAAAAUCGAAACAGAGAAGAAUGUCGUCGGUUUCAAGCAUAUUUGGGUGUGGAGUUGCAAUAGCACCAAAUUCAGUGAAAAACAAGUCAAUUCGAAUUGAAAGGAGAAACGCGUGUGGAGGAUUGUUGAUUGAAUGUUCAUCAAGGCCACAGAAGAAAUCAACGGCGCAUCAUAUGCAGACGAGGCCUCGCAAAUCACAACCGUCCGAUAGAAAUCGGAAGCCAACAGUGUACGCUCCGUUGCCACCACUGCCUCCUGAUUGGACGGUUGUUAUUACUGCUGAUGCAUCGACGGCUCCUGUUGCUCCUCCGCCUCCCACUCCUUCUCCUUAGCCAUAUGCUUCACUCGGUUCGGUACCUUUUUGUAAGUCUAUGUUGUUAUGUUCUGUUUUAUUGGACGAUGUAUUGUAUUGUUUAUUUGUUAACAUACUUUAGUUCUAUUUGUCAAUUAACUAUGUUUUUCGUAUUUAUAUGUGAGUUGUGAAACCUUAUGGAUGAUGAAAUGUUUAUGAGAAUCGAAUGUUUUUCCCAUUUGUUUA
Molecule: messenger RNA, 582 nt
Organism: Cicer arietinum (chickpea)
Lineage: Eukaryota; Viridiplantae; Streptophyta; Magnoliopsida; Fabales; Fabaceae
Product: large ribosomal subunit protein cL38
Biological process (GO): translation
Cellular component (GO): chloroplast; ribosome
Molecular function (GO): rRNA binding; structural constituent of ribosome
Source: RefSeq, a predicted model, not a curated record